UCUCACAUCCGCAGACCACGUGUAACCGUGCCAGCUCAGGACCACCACAUUGGACCUUUGAGAAGUCGUUUUUUACUUUAAAAAAAAAAAAAAAAAAAAGCUAUUUUCCCAUUUUAAUUGAGAUCUAAGAUACUUAACUGUUACCAAGAAAUUAUUUGAUAUUGAUAUAAAAACGUCGGCAUUGGGCAUUUAAUUAAUAUCCAGGCUGGCUUUGUGAGAUUUGUUGCAUGACUGCUUUGCAGGCCGUCGAACGCGGCCGCCAUACUCGCCUAAGCAUUUUCGUGAUGUCAGUUGAGCAGCGACAGGCUACCGCACAGUGUUAAAAUUACUGAUGGCGCAGGAGGCGGACGAAAUAGAUAUAAUGAUUAAUUAUCACGGGGGUUUUGAAAAAAUAGACCGGAAAAACAGCCGUUAUCCUUAUUGCGUCGUUUGGACACCUAUUCCAAUACUGUCGUGGUUGCUCCCCUUCAUUGGUCACAUGGGGAUCUGUACUUCUGCAGGCGUGAUAAGAGACUUCGCUGGAUCGUACUUAGUGUCUGAAGAUAAUAUGGCCUUUGGAAGACCAACAAAGUACUGGAAGCUUGAUGUUGAUAAGGUGUGUGGCACUGGCUCAGCUGCCUGGGACAAGGCAGUGCACGACGCAUCGGAGGAGUACAAAUGCAGGCCGCACAACCUCUGCUGUGAUAACUGCCACUCCCACGUGGCCCUGGCCCUUAACCUCAUGCGCUACGACAACAGAACGUCCUGGAACAUGGUCAACCUAUGCCUGCGGUCCCUUAUCCACGGCAAGCAUGUCAGCUGUGUGUCUUUCCUCAAGACCUGGCUGCCCUUCCUUAUGUUGACUGGAGCCCUCGUCACCUUCAUCCUAACGCUCAACCUGCACUGACCACACAAGGGACACGAAGUGGGAAACGGAGGGGAGAGAUAAUACAAGGGAUUUUCCUGCUCUGUUGUAAUCAUAAAAAGUGAAAGAAGAAGAAUAAAUGUUUUGAUGGGACACUUCUUUGUGCAGUACUAACAUUCACACUCUCAUGAGGGUAGUUAUGUCCAGCUGUUCUGGCUUGUUUUGAAGUACAUUUUUACUAGAUUCAGAAAGGAAUGUCAUAUAAAUGAACGUUUGGCUUGGGAUAGUCGUAACUAUAUACAGUGCCUUGCGAAAGUAUUCGGCCCCCUUGAACUUUGCGACCUUUUGCCACAUUUCAGGCUUCAAACAUAAAGAUAUAAAACUGUAUUUUUUUGUGAAGAAUCAACAACAAGUGGGACACAAUCAUGAAGUGGAACGACAUUUAUUAUUGGAUAUUUCAAAAAAAUUUAACAAAUCAAAAACGGAAAAAUUGGGCGUGCAAAAUUAUUCAGCCCCCUUAAAUUAAUACUUUGUAGCGCCACCUUUUGCUGCGAUUACAGCUGUAAGUCGCUUGGGGUAUGUCUCUAUCAGUUUUGCACAUCGAGAGACUGAAAUUUUUUCCCAUUCCUCCUUGCAAAACAGCUCGAGCUCAGUGAGGUUGGACGGAGAGCAUUUGUGAACAGCAGUUUUCAGUUCUUUCCACAGAUUCUCGAUUGGAUUCAGGUCUGGACUUUGACUUGGCCAUUCUAACACCUGGAUAUGUUUAUUUUUGAACCAUUCCAUUGUAGAUUUUGCUUUAUGUUUUGGAUCAUUGUCUUGUUGGAAGACAAAUCUCCGUCCCAGUCUCAGGUCUUUUGCAGACUCCAUCAGGUUUUCUUCCAGAAUGGUCCUGCAUUUGGCUCCAUCCAUCUUCCCAUCAAUUUUAACCAUCUUCCCUGUCCCUGCUGAAGAAUAGCAGGCCCAAACCAUGAUGCUGCCAGGGUGAUGAGCUGUGUUGCCCAAAAGUUCAAUUUUGGUUUCAUCUGACCAGAGCACCUUCUUCCACAUGUUUGGUGUGUCUCCCAGGUGGCUUGUGGCAAACUUUAAACGACACUUUUUAUGGAUAUCUUUAAGAAAUGGCUUUCUUCUUGCCACUCUUCCAUAAAGGCCAGAUUUGUGCAAUAUACGACUGAUUGUUGUCCUAUGGACAGAGUCUCCCACCUCAGCUGUAGAUCUCUGCAGUUCAUCCAGAGUGAUCAUGGGCCUCUUGGCUGCAUCUCUGAUCAGUCUUCUCCUUGUAUGAGCUGAAAGUUUAGAGGGACGGCCAGGUCUUGGUAGAUUUGCAGUGGUCUGAUACUCCUUCCAUUUCAAUAUUAUCGCUUGCACAGUGCUCCUUGGGAUGUUUAAAGCUUGGGAAAUCUUUUUAAUAUAUCUUUUUAUAUCCAAAUCCGGCUUUAAACUUCUUCACAACAGUAUCUCGGACCUGCCUGGUGUGUUCCUUGUUCUUCAUGAUGCUCUCUGCGUUUUUAACGGACCUCUGAGACUAUCACAGUGCAGGUGCAUUUAUACGGAGACUUGAUUACACACAGGUGGAUUGUAUUUAUCAUCAUUAGUUAUUUAGGUCAACAUUGGAUCAUUCAGAGAUCCUCACUGAACUUCUGGAGAGAGUUUGCUGCACUGAAAGUAAAGGGGCUGAAUAAUUUUGCACGCCCAAUUUUUCAGUUUUUGAUUUGUUAAAAAGGUUUGAAAUAUCCAAUAAAUGUCGUUCCACUUCAUGAUUGUGUCCCACUUGUUGUUGAUUCUUCACAAAAAAAUACAGUUUUAUAUCUUUAUGUUUGAAGCCUGAAAUGUGGCAAAAGGUCGCAAAGUUCAAGGGGCCGAAUACUUUCGCAAGGCACUGUAUAUAGAACUGAUAUAGCAUCUGCUAAAUUACGAUAAUUUAAAUGUAAAUAUAUUGUCUAUGGUCAUAAAUUCAAAUUGGUCUCUCUUACUGACUCCUAACCCCCAUUUAACCAGUGUGGGCCACCCGUCACUCUUAAAUGCCCCCAGCUUAUACCAGCUCAACAUAAUUUUACUUUGUAAUUG
Molecule: messenger RNA, 2908 nt
Organism: Oncorhynchus keta (chum salmon)
Lineage: Eukaryota; Metazoa; Chordata; Actinopteri; Salmoniformes; Salmonidae
Product: transmembrane protein 222-like
Exons: 6
Coding region: 332-886 (184 amino acids)
Source: RefSeq, a predicted model, not a curated record